AUGACUUCAGAAGACAGUAGGGGUAUCAACCUCGUCGACAACACCGAACCUUCUCAACAGCCGGAUCAGGACGCCACUCGAACUGCGUCGGUCUCGGCGUCUUCGUCACUCACGAAACGGCUUACCAAGGAUUCAAUCAGAAGCAAGCUAACUAGGAGGAAGUAUAGCAAAUGGCAGCCAGACAGGCUCGGAAUCUCUCAAGAAAAUGCCCCUGCUCUGGGUGCAUCUCAUUCCUCCUCCGCAUCUCCAAGCCAUCAUAAGUCCCAGGAAAGGUCUGAUGAACCGCUCGAUCGGCAAGCCACAAACAAUGAGACCUUGAAUAUCGUUCCGGCACAGACCGAAGACGAGGAAGAUGUCGGCGACUCAGUUGUGUCCGAGCUGGAUGUCCUCUACGAGAACCAGCGGGGCUGGUUCUUCUUUGGUAUCCCAUUCUAUUCAAACCGUUCUCUCCUACAAUUCGACCCCCCUGCCUGGGUUAACCGUGACUUCAAAGACAGCCCAGUUGACGUCACGAACGCUCAGGUUCCGGACCCAAGCUGGGAAUGGGAGUGGCGGUCGUGGUAUGUUGAUAUGUCUGGCGACGUUGACGAGGAGGGCUGGCAGUACUCGUUCUCCUUUGCCUCCAAGUUCGGCUGGCAUGGGACGCAUCCGUGGUUUCACUCGUAUGUACGCAGAAGGCGAUGGGUUCGACUUAGGACCAAGAAGCACCACACCGGAAGACGAGCCGGGACUGAACAGACAGGACUGGAACUAGCGCACAGAAUGAACGAGGAUUACUUCACCAUUCAUUCCCAGAAACUUCUCAGUGGAGAAUCCAGUAUUGCUGUUCCAGCUGGUCAACCGUCAUCCUACACGGGCCGCAUGAGUGCCGCAUCGCCUGAGGAAGCGUUCGUGGAGGACAUUGAAGACAUACCGACGCUAAUGCAGGCCUUGAAACUGGCCAUCGUGGACCGCGAGAGAAUAGAAGCGUUGAAGAAAUUCAUCGCUCAGGGAGGGGAAGAGCUUCACUACCUUGAAGAAAACAUACCCGAGAUCCUAUCAUUGUUUAUCUUCCAAACAUCUCGUUGGCAGUUCCUCAAGUGUCUGCAAGAUGCAGUGGACGAAGCCUCCCGGCAGGAAAGCGAGACUUCUCGGGAAAACUCAAAGGAAGUGGAGGAAAAGAAAAGAAGGCGUGACAACCUGACCAGGGUGGCAAAGGCUGUCCGCCGUCAGAUCUCGGGCUACGAGGUUUUCGAUGUGACGAAAGAAGGACAGCUUGGUUCGAAUCACGCGGCACCAAAGCAGAAACCGGUCCAUAACCGAUUUGGCGAGAUCAAAGGCAUCCCCAAAGCAGCCGGAGUUGGGCAGGAUGGUCAUAUUUACUAG
Molecule: messenger RNA, 1365 nt
Organism: Rasamsonia emersonii CBS 393.64
Lineage: Eukaryota; Fungi; Ascomycota; Eurotiomycetes; Eurotiales; Trichocomaceae
Exons: 2
Coding region: 1-1365 (454 amino acids)
Cellular component (GO): membrane
Source: RefSeq, a predicted model, not a curated record